This is a messenger RNA of Musa acuminata AAA Group (dessert banana), 734 nucleotides long. RefSeq names its product protein TIFY 9-like. The transcript has 3 exons. The record is from RefSeq and is a predicted model, not a curated record. NCBI's taxonomy places the organism in Eukaryota, Viridiplantae, Streptophyta, Magnoliopsida, Zingiberales, Musaceae. Bases 93 to 569 code for a protein of 158 amino acids.
GUCUCCUGCCUAUUCCUGCUUCCUCCUCUAAAUAUCUCUGUCUUCUUCCUCGGGUGCUCGGAACAAACUGGAAGAGGAAGAGGCGGCGGAAGAUGUCCGGUACCAUGGUAAGAGCCUCCGUGGAGCACGAUUUCUUCGGCAUCGGCGGCGGUGGCUCCUCCAAGAAACCCACCAUGGGGAGAAUGAAGUCGUUCCGCGAGAUCCAUGGCGAGAUCUCGAGGAUGAGUCCGGAUGUAAUAAAGAGCGUGAUCGCCGCCUCCAGCACAGCAGUGGAGAAGACGAAGACAGCUUUCGCUGCCGCCACGACGCGGCUGCCGGUGCCGAACCCUGAUUCUUCUUUCAGGCAUCCGAAGAUGGACACCGCUGCUCCUGCAGUGGUGGCUCCACUCACCAUCUUCUACAACGGGGCCGUCACAGUGUUCGAUCUCCCGCAGGAUAAGGCCGAAAACAUUUUGAAGCUGGUGGAGGCAGAGAUCAUCGAGGGAGUUGACGCAUCACCCACAGAGCCGGUGGCAAGCCAAGAGCAAGAUGGAGGAGGUAAGCUGGCCGAUCAACCCACACAGUACUAAUCCAUGCAUACCAUGCAAACAAAGGCGAGGAUGAGAAGCCAGGAAACUAAGUGUUCCAUUCAUCUGUUCUUGGGCAGACCUGCCAAUGGCGAGGAAGAUGUCGUUGUUGCGGUUCCUCGAGAGGCGACAGGGAAAGCAAAUAUAUAAUAGUUAGAAUUUACGAUU